AUGGCACAGGGGUCCGAAUCGAAGCCUAACGGCACAUCGCCAUCCAGCUUUCAAUUCGCUAAUCGAGACCUCGACUACGAUGUCUUGAUAAUUGGUGGCGGCCUUAGCGGCAUUUUCUCGUUGUAUCGAGUUCGAGAACUCGGGUUGAGAGUAAAAGUCCUUGAAGCUGGCUCCGCAGAAGGAGGCACUUGGUUUUGGAACCGAUAUCCAGGGGCUCGAUUUGAUUCAGAGAGCUACUCCUACAUCUUUUCCUUUUCUCAAGAAGUAUUGGAUGAGUGGGACUGGACUGAGCAUUUCUCGCCCCAGACGGAAACUUUACGUUACAUCCAGUACCUCACCAAAAAAUUCGACUUGAAGAAGGACAUGCAAUUUGAUACGCGGAUUCAGUCAGCUCGCUUCCAGGAAGGCUCAAAGACAUGGCUUUUGACCGAUGGCAAUGGCGGCACUUACACCUGUCGCUACCUAGUAACGGCCAUGGGCAUUCUCAACGAACCUACGCUGCCGAACAUUCCUGGCAUUCAUGACUACAAGGGAGAAGCAUGGCAUACAGCCCGAUGGCCUGGAGAAGGUGCCAAUCUCGAAGGUAAGCGCGUGGCCGUUAUCGGCACAGGCGCAACUGCUAUCCAGACAAUCCAAGAAGUCGUCAAGACAGUUGGCUCUUUGACGGUAUUUCAACGGACCCCCAAUUGGACUGCACCACUGCGGAAUACAAAAAUCAGCCCGGAAGAGAUGGCUGAUAUUCGAGUGCGGUAUCCUGAGAUCUUCCGACAGUGCUUGGACUCUUACUCGUGUUUCAUACAUGUGGGUGACGCGAGGAGUGUCUUUGACAUGGAAGAAGAAGAGCGCCUGAAGCAUUGGGAGAAACUUUAUGCACAGCCUGGUUUCGCCAAGGUCCUCAGCAUCUCGGGCGACAUUUAUACAAACCGAGAAGCGAAUAAACUCUACAGUGAUUUUCACGCAAACAAAAUUCGCCAACGUGUCAACGACCCUGAGGUUGCCGAGAAGCUCAUUCCCAAGAAUCACGGUUUCGGCACUCGUCGAGUCCCACUUGAAAGCGGCUACUAUGAGGCAUUCAACCAACCAAACGUCCGUUUGGUAGACAUUGCGGAAACUCCCAUCGAUCACAUCACCGAAAAGGGGAUCAAGACAAACGAGGAGGAUUUUGAGUUUGAUGUCAUAAUCUACGCAACCGGUUUUGACGCCAUCACUGGCUCGUUUCGGGCUGUGGACUUCCAGGGCGUCGGGGGCACACAACUCACAGAUGUUUGGAGCGAGGGCAUCCAAACCUUCCUUGGCUUAACUGUCAAAGGAUUCCCCAACAUGUUUAUGGUUAUGGGACCGCACCAGAUGUUCGGGAAUAUCCCCCGAAGCAUUGAAUACGCCGUGGAAUGGGUGGCAGACUUGAUUCGGUAUGCUCGAGACAAUAACAUUACAUCUGUUGAGGCUACAGAUGAAGGCAUGCGCAUGUGGACGGAUCAUGUAUGGAAAUGCGGAGAAGGACUUUUGGCAAACGAGGUCGACUCUUGGAUGACGGGUGUCAACAAAAACCUGGCUCACAAGCAGAAGAGGUCCAUGACACGAUACAAUGGACCCGCACCUGGCUACAGAAAGCGAUGUGACGAGGUGAAGGCUAGAAAUUAUUCAGAUUUUGUACUUGGAUAA
Colletotrichum orchidophilum is the source of this 1662-nucleotide messenger RNA. RefSeq names its product phenylacetone monooxygenase. Lineage: Eukaryota; Fungi; Ascomycota; Sordariomycetes; Glomerellales; Glomerellaceae. The coding region runs from base 1 to 1662 and encodes 553 amino acids. The record is from RefSeq and is a predicted model, not a curated record. The transcript is spliced from 2 exons.